Molecule: messenger RNA, 606 nt
Organism: Cylindrotheca closterium
Lineage: Eukaryota; Bacillariophyta; Bacillariophyceae; Bacillariales; Bacillariaceae
Source: the annotation of a GenBank genome assembly
AUGAAGUCCUUCGCCAUCCUCGCUGCUGUCUGCAGUUCCGCCGCUGCCUUUGCUCCUCAGUCCGCCCCUGCUGGAGCCUCCACACAGCUCAAUGCUGAGAUGUCCGAGUCUGUUCCUUUCCUUACCUACCCCAAGGGAUUGAAGGGAUACGUCGGUGAUGUCGGACUUGAUCCACUUAACUUCUCGGAAUACUUCGACAUGAAGUGGCUUCGUGAGUCCGAGCUCAAGCACUCCCGUGCUGCUAUGCUCGCCACUGUUGGAUUCGUUGUCCAAGAGUUCAUCACCAUCCCAGGAUACAUCCACGUUGAUGACUCCAACCUUGGACCUACCUCUGUUGGAGUUUCUGCCAUGCUACAAAUUGUUUUUGGAAUGGGAUUCCUUGAGUGGAAGACCAACAACGGAAAUAUCACCAUGGAGAACAUGUUCGAGGACCCAGAACGUGUCCCAGGAAACCUUGGCUUCGAUCCUUUGGGAUACGGAAAGAAAAUGAGUGCAGAGGAAAUGGAAGUCAUGCAAUUGAAGGAACUUAACAAUGGACGCUUGGCUAUGUUGGCUAUCGGAGGAAUGAUCCACCAUAACUGGGUUACUGGAGAUCCUCUAUUCUAA